Molecule: messenger RNA, 1623 nt
Organism: Salvia miltiorrhiza (redroot sage)
Lineage: Eukaryota; Viridiplantae; Streptophyta; Magnoliopsida; Lamiales; Lamiaceae
Product: acyl-coenzyme A thioesterase 2, chloroplastic-like
Exons: 4
Coding region: 123-1403 (426 amino acids)
Biological process (GO): acyl-CoA metabolic process
Molecular function (GO): fatty acyl-CoA hydrolase activity
Source: RefSeq, a predicted model, not a curated record
UAGUAGUAUUUGAAGAAAUUAGCAGCAUUUUUCAGUAUUCCACUGCUCUGCCCUGAAAUCGCACUGAAAUCUUCCAACUUACCGCAUUGAAUCAAUUUUUGAAAAAAUCCGAGUUGAAAAGAAUGGAGCAGGAUUCUUCUCCCUCAAACCCAAUCCCGAUUUUCUCCAGUCCCAGUGCCCAAAUCGAAAAUAAUUCGUCAACAAAAAAGCCGUUGAGUUUGUGGCCCGGAAUGUACCAUUCGCCGAUGACAAUCGCUCUGUGGGAAACGAAAUCGAGCAUUUUUGAGAGGCUUCUGGACCCCCCUCUCGAUGCGCCUCCUCAAACGGAAUUGCUCACCAGAACCCCAUCUCAGAGUAGAAUGACCAUUUUGUACAACUUCUCCACUGAUUACAUCUUGAGGGAGCAGUAUAGGGAUGCCUGGAACGAGGUCAGAAUUGGCAAAUUGCUCGAAGACCUUGAUGCUCUCGCUGGCACCAUUUCUGUCAAGCACUGUUCAGAUGAUGAUAACACCACUCGACCACUAUGUCUGGUGACUGCUUCUGUUGACAAAAUCGUGUUGAAGAAGCCAAUCAGCGUUGAUGCUGAUCUCAAAAUAGACGGUGCUGUUACUUGGGUUGGCAGCUCGUCUAUCAAGAUUCAGCUUGAUGUCACUCAGACAGAGACAGCCGAUACUUCCGACCAAACCGCUCUGACUGCCAACUUCAUCUUUGUGGCUCGUGACUACAAGACGGGUAGAGCUGCUCCAGUGAAUCGCCUCAUUCCAGAAACAGAACGGGAGAAGUUGCUCUACGAAGCAGCAGAAGCAAAAAAUAAAGUGAGGAAAAGGAAACUUAGAGAUGAGGAAAGGGUGAUCGAGAACGGGGAGAGGAAUAGAUUCGAAGCUUUACUAGCCGAGGGAAGAAUCUUCUGCGACAUGCCGGCCUUGGCGGAUAGAGACAGUAUUCUUCUCAAAUAUACUUGCCUCGAGAACUCGUUAAUUUGUCAGCCUCAGCAAAGAAACAUCCAUGGUCGCAUAUUUGGCGGUUUUCUGAUGCACCGAGCAUUUGAAUUGGCUUUCUCGACAGCUUAUGCUUUCGCAGGCAUGAUGCCAUCUUUCGUGGAAGCUGAUCAUGUCGAUUUUCUGAAACCAGUGGAUGUUGGAGAUUUCUUGCGUUUCAAAUCAUGUGUUUUGUACACAGAAGCUGAGAAUUCAGGUCGACCACUAAUCCACGUUGAAGUCGUUGCCCAUGUCACCAGACCUGAACUCAGGUCUAGCGAGGUGUCGAAUACGCUGUACUUCACCUUCACCGUUCGCCCUGAGGCGAAGGCGAGAAAUAACGGACACACGAUCAGGAAGGUGGUGCCUGCAACAGAGGAGGAAGCGCGGAGAAUUGUUGCUCGAAAGGCUGCUGUUUCUUUGUAGAUCUCCAGAUAUGCAGAAACUAUUUGGUCACUACUUAUGAAGAGAAGGUAUUUUUUGUUGGAUUUUAGUUGGAACAGAGAAUGAAGGCUUUAGAUCUUCUACUGUUGUAUGUAAAAUAUUUGUCUAGCUUUUUGAAGAAAAUGUAGAAAACAUUCGGUUAUUGACAGUCCCAUAUACUUAUGACUAUAAAUGAACAAAGCUAUUCAUGACUUAUUUGAAA